This is a messenger RNA of Geodia barretti, 1182 nucleotides long. Lineage: Eukaryota; Metazoa; Porifera; Demospongiae; Tetractinellida; Geodiidae. The record is from the annotation of a GenBank genome assembly.
AUAUCGCCCAGAGAAUUGUCAGCAGACCACGGUGCGGCGCUGCCUACUCCGACGAGUCUGUUCGUGAGCUGUGUUGCAUGGUCAGACAAAGGUGUGAUGUCGGUCAACCUCGAUCUACCGUCGGAGGCACUGUGGUAGAUUUGGCUGUGAACUACCAUCUUCCUCGCCAUGGGAAAUGUGUGUAGUGUCCCACUGGGCCUUCUCUCUCGCUUGCUCAAGUACGGUGCAGACACUAACAACCUCCUGUCACCUCACCUCAUGUCAGUCGGGAGAGGGCGGCAUGGAGGGGACGUGGGGCUGGCAGUCGCGGGAAGUUUCCUCCUGUGGACCGACCUCUACCUCCUUCUCCACCUCCUCAACCGCCGCUGCUCCGCCGAGUGGAACUGCCGGACCAUCACCGCCCUCCACGGAGCCCUCUCGGCCAGCCUGUGCCUCAUUUCCGCCGUGAUUGUGGGGCCCUGGCCGUUCUCCUACGUCGGGGAGAAGAGCACCGAGUUUCACACCGUCAUCAUGGUCAUUAGCCUCGGGUACUUCCUGUUUGACUUCCUGUGGUGUCUCUACAUGCGGACGGAGGGACCGGUCAUGCUGGCCCACCACGUGGUGUCCCUGCUCGGUCUGGCCUACGUACUCUACCAGGGACGAUACGGGAGCGAGCUCACCGCAGUGAUGGGUGCCAGCGAGUGCACCAACCCUCUCCUACAGCUACGAUGGUUCAUGAAAGAGGCGGGCCACUACACGGGGAGGAAGGCCCUGCUCGUUGACUACCUGUUUGUCUCGCUGUUCCUGGCAGCUCGGCUGGGAGCCGGGAGCGUGUUCCACUACGUCUGCCAGACGUCUCCCAAACUGAAUCUCAUUAUAAAGGCUGGCGGUCAGGCCUUCUAUAUCAUCAGUGUAAUAUUUGGCAUCCAGCUGUGUAUGUUCUUCUAUCGCAAGUACUUGAAAAAGAAGAGGUCGAAAAGAGAAAACUAGCACUGCACUGUCUCGUUUUAGGCACAUUUAUAAUAGUGCUUUUGAUUCUAGGCUUUCAAUACUAUCCUGUCUGUUUGUGUGUCCUUUGAUACAUGUUAAUAAAAAUUUUGAAUAACACUGCCAUCAUAAUUAUAUAGCAUCAGCAAAUUAAGGGCAAUGAAAUGUGUGAUAGUACAUCAAUGUAUAUAUAUACUAAGCGGAACCAGCAAAGCA